UUUCUACUAGCAUUUGUAUGGGAAUUGCCAAUAACUUGCCAGUACGGGGCUUGCCUUUAAUAGCUCUACUAGGCAGGUGCGGUGGCAGGUGCAGGUGAAGUAUUUUUUUCGAGAAAAGAACGACUGUAAGAGAGAGAUGUGGGAGGUGAGUACGAUACAUACGUUCUAUGCUGUAGUACGUACAUAAUAUGUAUUUCCGUAUUUCCUGUUCCUGUGAAUGAAUUUGUGGAAUAGAGCAUACGUACUUACUAAUUUUACGUAGUAAAAGUAAUGAUCGCCAUCGCCAAAACGACUAUUUUGGCAGCUGUCAAUCAGCUGCCGUACUUAUUUAAGGGAAGAAAACAAAAGUACGUCAUUGUUCGAACGUUAAAAAAUUCCGCGAAGUCAAGGGUGCAGCAAAAUCCCAAGCACCGAAGAAGACACUAAAGAACAAUGUAACCUGCCAUCGCCAACUGUACCGGUAAAAUACUCGAGAGCUGUGAAGCAAUAACAAAAGAAAAUUUGACGGCCUCAAUAGAUACGAUUCAUUCAAUACCGAGACCAGUCAAACAAUCAGGACCUCAAGUGAAUAAUUUGCAAGAAUAAUAAUAGAGUAUGAAGAUGGUUUCUUUUCAAGCCACUGAAUUUCUAGCAGUGGUAUUGACUUUUCAAUUCUUGACAGUCGAUCCUCUUUCUGCAAAGCAUCCAAUUGUGCGUCAUCAUGGCUUGGAGUUGAGUUUGCAUUCCUCUAUCUCUUUCUGUCAUCUACGACCGUAUAGUAGUCAAAAUCGCCAACGGAUAGGUGGGCUUUCGGCAAGAAAGAACCACAGAAGUGAAGAGAAGUCAGAACGAUUCUACGAAUUGAUUUCCGUUGAAGAUGCCGACAAAAUGUUAAUGCAAGAACGCCUUCUGCACAACAGGGAGCUUCGGAAGUUAAAAGAUAUGGUAGAGAUCCAACGCAAACAGAUCUAUGAACUAGAUUCCCGUGCACAACUUCCAGGCGUUGACGAUGGAUUCGUUGACGACGAUGAUAGCAUCCGGGGCAACACCAUCGAGAACGAUCCCAUCGAUGACUUGAAUGAUGGUGAUUUUUUUCAUUCCUCUUCGACCACGAUUGAUGAAGAAGAAUACAAGCACCACCACCAGAACGCUCAUAGUGCUGCCCAACGCAGGACUCUCGAGAUCGAACUCCGUCAGGUGGAAGAAGAGAAUGAAGAACUAGAGAACGAAUUCAAGACUCAGCGACAGUCGCACGAAACAGAUAUUGAAGAAUUUCGACGAACGAUUUACGACUUGCGGGACAGAUCUGACUGCAUUCAGCAAGAACUAAAACUGGAAUUCACAUAUUUCGAGAGGGCAAAAGUGGAACUGGAAGAUGUGUUGAGUGAAGAGCAGGCAAAAACCAGGGAAUUGGAACAGCGCUUGUUACUGGCACGUCGCGAACAAGAAAUUCUAGAAGAAGCUUCUAUCGAGGCACAGCGCCAGCAGGAGGAAAUCCAAAAUCGAGAAGAACAAGAACGCCACCAACGAAUACUGGAACUGGAACAGGAAGAGCGACACCGAGCUCACCUGCAGCGUGAGCGAGAGGAGCAACUCCGCCGGGAACACCAAGAAUUGGAAGAGCUUGACCAAAACCAGGCAGAAUUUGACAAGGCGUAUUAUGAUUUUUUAAAUGCUAAUAAUGCCGGUCGAGGCACAGAGGAUCACCAUUUUUCAAAUCAGCAACAAAAUCAAGUUGUCGGAGGUGAUGGAAGUGGAAAAAGACCACAAGAAUAUCAAUAUUCAGUCGGAACCACUCAAGCACAACCUUCACAGUCAGCACAAUACACGCCGUAUGAUACGGGCCAUCGGCAAGCGGCCGACACAUUUGUAGGAGCACAAGCGACUGGUCCUCCACGAGCGAAACGAACGGGUAGAAAGAAUGCAGAUGCUCACGGUAUCUUCAUGAAUUUCAAUGAUAUUUUAAUGUAAAAUAAAUGGGGCGGACAGGGCGGUCUUUAUUACAUUCAUUGGUCGAGUCGAAUCCAUUGAAGGUGGACACUAUUUUCUUUUAGUGCUUCUACUAGAAGCCUAAAAAUUGUUCUGUCCUAAAUUCAAUACUAAGACAGGUAGAAAAUUUUCGAAGGCUCUUUGACCUUCCACCACCAACAAAUCAGAGCCAACACUAACUAUGACAAAACUCGAGACUUUUUUAAUCAGCGCACAACAAAAGUCACUUCUUACAAUUAUAUCUAUUCUUAUACUAUGUAGCGAGAGAUUUCGAGCCAACUCACUUUGAGUACGUGAUCUAUUCCUUAAAUUUAUGAAUUUAUGUGUAUGGUGUUCAGUGAAUUACUUCUUGCUCAGUUCGUCUCAAAAAUGUCCUACAGAGAGAUCAUGUAUAUUCUAACGAAAUCAAAACUCUAAAUGAUUUCUCUUUCUUGUUUUUCCUUUUCCAUCAAUUCAUCCAGACUCCUUUGAAUAGCCCAAGCGGCCGCAUCCGCUGCAGCUUUAUCAGGAUCAACUAUUGCACCAUCAAAAUCGUAUCCACUAUUCCGGAUAAUGCCAUCCCUACCGCCCGCAGUCAUCGAAUUGAUUGCAUGUAAUUCUCGGGAUUGUUCUGUUCCAAUGGCGUUUUCGUUUGUAAUUAUGGCGUCUUCGCCUUUCUCACGGAAACGCGUGUUCCUCCUGGCAAACUUUUGAGAUUCUACCCGUGCUUUCCUUGCCACGUUCCUUUCUUUCAUUGUCCGGAGUGUUUCCAAGAGUUCUUCCUCUUUUCCUUUGAACUGCGACAUCAUUUCAUCAACGUUGUCCACCUCCUCAGGGACGACAUCUCGAACCAUUUGUGUCACCAGAUCCCUAAUCUCUUGCAGCCGUUCUUUUUGGGAAGCAGUGGUUGUUAGUGAUCGACCCAUACUAUUACUACGAUCAGCAGAAGAAUAAUCCAUGUUCGAUGCAAAGCUGUCGUUCGCAUGCGAUCCCUCGCUUUCGGAACCCUGCGUACUUGUUCUCGAUCGACUGACGUCUUCUCUCGCUGCUUCUCCUUCAGCACCAAACUUGGCGGCUGUGACUACAACAGCUUCCCAAUCUCCUGCUUCGAUCAACUUGUCUAGUUCGUUUGCCUUCUCAGUGUAAUCCGAUGUUGAAAUCGGUGACGACGGAGACAAUGGCUUUUGCUUCGCGCGACGUGAUAUUGGAGAUUGAUCGACUGGGGUAGAACUUCGUGCAAUAGCAGCUGCGGUGGCUUCGACGGCAGCCCAAUCUCCUUUUGCGAUAGCUACAUCCAACUCGCCGAUAGGUCGAAUCUGUUUCCUCAUUCCUGCAUUGUGACUACUGUCGGUAGAUGAGGCUACACCAAUCGAUGGAAGAUAUGCUUUCUGGGAACUUCUAUCGACACCUCCCGGGCUAAGAUUACUGCUGUAAGAAUCAACUGUUUCUUUUCUUACCUCGUCGGAACGGAUGAUAGUGUUCACAGCUGCCCUUUGCUGUGGCGAUGUUGCAAUUGCUGGGCUGGAGUUCGUUAAAUUCUCCGACUCAGAACUCUUUGCGGGGAGGAGCCCAAAGCGGGCAUUUCUAGUUACGUUCAGCAAGUGUUCACCAAUAGAGAUAUCACUAUUAUCAUCCUCGCACAUCACAUAUUCGUUAUCGUCGUCGUAUUUGUCAUCGUAGGUGUCGACCUGGUCAUCAUUAUUGAAUGAUGUGUGAACUUUGCCACUCGUGGCAUCAGCCGAGGUCACGACUGAAUUAUGUACAUUCUUCUCUUCUUGAUGGUUGUAUUCCAUGGGUGGCAAUUCGACCUUGUUAUAGAUAUUUCGUUUCUCUUCAGACGCUGUCGUUGAUUCGGCAUGGAUGCCAUCACCCGGGCUGUAGUCCCCAGAGUUUACGGUAUUAAGGGAUAUCAAUGCUUCGUGUGACUUUCUCUUGGUAUGAGAGGAUACAGUUGAUUCUGUCCCUGCUGUCCGCAUUGUUCUACCCGUGUAAGCCUCUUCUAAGUCAUAGCCAUUGUCAUCAACUUCGAUCAAGGAAACAUUUUGUAACAACCUCUGUCCACUUUCAUCACCAUGAUCAUUGGUAGGCUGUCUUCUAUUACUGGAAUCUUUCUUGAUCUUCUUGGUCACAACAGAACCAGAUCCACUUUUUAUUUCUCGGCGCCUUCUUCUUGACACCGCAAGAAAAGCGACCAACAACA
Molecule: messenger RNA, 4147 nt
Organism: Pseudo-nitzschia multistriata
Lineage: Eukaryota; Bacillariophyta; Bacillariophyceae; Bacillariales; Bacillariaceae
Source: the annotation of a GenBank genome assembly